AUGUCUUCGCGCAACCGCAACUCACGCGGGCCGAACCGCAACAGUGGCACCACUCAGGGAGAGGAGGCACAUUUGUGGGGCCAGAUCCGAGACGACAUCCGAAGCAUGGUCGACGGCGUCAACAGCAGCAACGACUCGCUCCGCGCCAUCGUGGCACAGGACAGCUACAUUGCCAAGAACAAAGACGACAUCGACAUCGGCGCCGAGGAGCAGAAGCUCGACAACCUACUUCGGAGCGGCGUUAAGGGGGCCGACACGUCAAAGCAGCAGAUAGACGCGCUCAUCGAGCACGUCACCGUCCUGAGGGCUCUGGUCAAGGCUAGGGAGGACUCAGAAGCCCAGACGGCCGGUCCCUCGGGCCUGUCCGGUCGCGAGAGGCCAAGCGGGCUGCUGGCGGCAUCGUCCAGGUCGGCAUCGGCGCGUGCAGCAUCUAGCGCGCGAGAGAAGGAGCGCGAGAGAGAUAGUCAACGAGAUCGCGAUCGGGAUCCCGGGUCGGUCUACGAGUUCGACGGUUCCGGCGAUUCACCUGUGCCGUCCCCGGUUGGGAGAAAACUAGGAGGCAGCGGCGGGGCGGGUAGCGACCGUUCCGUCAACCGGGACAGCGUGCCUCCACGCGGCGGAGACCGUGAUACGCCGGGGAAGGCUGAUAGCGUCCCGCCCGAAUCCGGCGCCAUCGGGACGGCCACGGCAGCGCAGCGCGCGAAGAUCACGUUCUUCAAGGGCCAGGACGUGGUCUUCAAGCCGAAGCCGGCGACCACUACAGAGAGCACGGAAUGGAUGCUCGGUCGAGUCCAGCAGGUCCUGGGCGAGGGCAAGUCACGGCGGUACAAGGUGCAGGACGCCGACCCCGAUUUACCGCCAGAUCAGCGGGUGGAGUACCGGACCAGCGCCAGCAGCAUGAUUCCGAUUCCAGCACCGGGCGUGGAGCUGCCAGAACUCCAACCGGGCAAGACCGUGCUGGCCCUCUACCCCGAUAGCACAAUGUUUUACAAGGCCGAGGUGAUCGGGACCGAUGCCGCGACGGGUAAGACGAGUCUGCGAUUUGAGGGUGAAGAAAACAACGUCACUCUGCAGCUCGUAGACAGACGCUUUGUUGUCGAGUACAGGAAUUGA
Chaetomium strumarium is the source of this 1113-nucleotide messenger RNA. Its product is annotated as SGF29 tudor-like domain-containing protein. Bases 1 to 1113 code for a protein of 370 amino acids. The transcript has a single exon. Gene Ontology annotation, cellular component: SAGA complex. The record is from RefSeq and is a predicted model, not a curated record. Lineage: Eukaryota; Fungi; Ascomycota; Sordariomycetes; Sordariales; Chaetomiaceae.